AAGGUUUUGUUGUACGUGGAAAAAAUCAGUUGUGGGGAAUUUUCUCACAAAAUGGCAACUUUUGGUAAUUUCUUCGUGAUCUGUGUACUCGUGAUUGUCCUAUCGUGCGUGACAUGUGAUACCCCAGCCAAGGAUUAUCUCUUUAUUCGUCACAUUUCUUCCACGGAAGAGCGACAAUUGAGGAAAUUGUGCGAUGAGGGGGAUACCUUGGUGUCCAUGCGUGCAGUAUCCGUUCAAAUGAAGAAUGGGAGUGAUUUUUUGUGUCACACAUCACGCUUUAUUGGUCACUAUUGGAUUAAAUUGGAAGACUUUAACGAGCUUGUGAGUCACCGCGACAACACCAAUGAUUUAUCACCCACGCAUGUGAUACUCAACAGUGAGGAAUUUAUUGGAUUGCAAGAGGGUAGGUUCUGCAGAGUUAAUUUAACAGCACCAAUCACCAAUUGUACCCCACUUGAUGUCGUCAUCGCCGGGGAGCCAGCAGAAAGAGAGACUUCUACGAAUGCCACAAUUGAAAUUCUCAUAAAAUUCUCAAAGUACCCCAUAACAGCGAGCUAUGAGAGUCUUAGAACCUACGUUAUCAUUCUUAUCGUUGUACUCAUGUGCUGUACAUUUACAGCUGUUGUCCAUGUGACGCAAAAGAGUGUGUCAGAGUGGCAGAAGAAGUUAAAUCAUCAAUACAUUUUUGUUGUUGACAAUAAAUAA
Molecule: messenger RNA, 705 nt
Organism: Lutzomyia longipalpis
Lineage: Eukaryota; Metazoa; Arthropoda; Insecta; Diptera; Psychodidae
Exons: 2
Coding region: 52-705 (217 amino acids)
Source: RefSeq, a predicted model, not a curated record